AUGAACCCUUUCUAUGCAUAUUACUUGGAAAACAAAGGUGACAUAACAGAGGACAAAAGAAAGAAAACUUCGGAGAGCGUCGACUGUGAUUCCCUUUUUGUGUCUCCACCUGACUUUCAGAGCUCUCCUCCGGAUCUUCCCUCUGAAAAUAGGACUGAGGAAAAUGGAGGCAUGUUUUCUAAACCCAAGAACAACCUGUUCAAAAGCCAAAAUGACAACAAUGGCCAAGACCUCUUCCACAGAUCAGCACCAAGUCAUAAUGCAACUGUUAAUGGUUUUCAUGAUGUGACCCUGAACUCUCCAAACUUAUUUAAAGCAACUCCGGCUCAGGCGCAGAACCUCUCUAAGAGUUUUCCGUCCAGAAGCUCUGACCUCUUUAAAGGCGAAGAGGACGAUCUUUUCCAGGCUGAUAAAAAGGAAGAUUUAUUCGAAACUGCAUGGGCUAAGAAGGCAGACCCUUUUGAUAAACCUGCCAGUACAUUUGUAGACCCAUUCACAUCUCCUUUAAAUAAGGAGGAUGAUUUGUUCCAGACUCCAAAAUCUACUGUGGCAAAUCCAUUUUAUACUGCCACUGAGAAGGCGGAUGAUCUGUUUCAGUUACCACAGCCAUUUUACACGGCCCCAACCAAAGAAACUGAUUUAUUUCAGGCAGAUUCAACAAAGAAAGACAAACAAGAUUCUAAAGAGAAGGAACUUGUUGGCUUGUCUUUUAAAGAAAAUUUGAGUGCGUUUUCCACUUCAUCGACGAAUUCAGUUGAUCCAUUCGCAAGCCCGAUCGCAAAGGAUUUAUUCCAAGAUGUCUCCAGUUUGGAUGACCCAUUUGGUUCCACUCCCUUUACAAAAUAUGACCCUUUCCAGGAUGUUUUUAGUGGGACCCCAGACAUUUUUCAGCGACUUCCAUCACAGAGAAGGGCCUCCAAAAAUAUUGCCUCAGAUUCUUCAUACUCUUCUCUUAACAGUCCUUCAGAAUUGAAAUUGGAUGUGCCAGACGCAUCAUCUUCACAUGUAUUUAAAAAAUCAAAAGCUCCGCCACCAGUUCCACCAAAGCCUUUCCAAAAGCCACAAGAGAUUACCUUGACAACUCCUCGGGGAACCAAGCAUGACAUUCUUCAGCCGACCCCCAUCAUUCAGGCCGGGGAUCUGUCUGACUCACCCGGCCAAUCUCCAAGUAGAAUGAGCAACAUGCAGUCUUUUAAACGUCCGCCGAAGCCGCUUCCUCGAACUCGACAUCGAAGGCCAGAACGGCCACCACAGCCAGAAAAGCCACUAAAACCAGAAAUGGCACCACAGUUGGAAUCCCCUAGUGAACCUGAACCAAGCGUACCGAAGGUCUCUCCCAAACCAUCUUUCAAAAAUCUAAAACCGAUUACUCGCCGUAAACAAAAAACUCCGGAAAUUAAACCAGUGGAGCCUGAGAACUAUGUUGUCUUUGAAGACAUCCUGUUUAUUGGGCAGGAAAGGUGUGUGGAAGACUGGCCUGAUGACAGUCCUCAGCUAGACCCAAACUUCAAACCUUCAGGAACACUGAGACUGCGAAGGGAGUCGCUGAAGGCAAUGGCCGAUUCUGAUGGAGGAAGUAGUGAAGAUGGGAGUCACAGCAAGAGCAAGAAAAAGAACAAGGCAUUCAGAAUGUCCCACUUGUCCAGGAGAGGGUCAAAGAGCAAGUCUCCUGAUGACAUAAAUAAUGGGAAGAGCAACACACUCACGAGUAAAUCGUCCAAGGAACAGUUUUCAGAGCUGCACAUGUCUGCAGAAGAGCUUGAAGAUAACAAGGAGAUGGACUACAAAAAGAAAAUUGUGAAGCCAAAGGUUGGUCACCUGUUUAGGAGACCAUCUGCCAAUUCCCCUGUGCAGGAGGAAAAGGACUUGAAUGGACAUUCACCUUAUGCAUCAAAGACCAGCUGGUGUGCAGAGGAGCUAGAAAGUGAAGAGCUAAAUGAAAUGGAGGACUGCAAACCGAAAAAAUCGAAACCUAAACCUCCCCUUCCUGUGCCACGAAAAGCUAAGACUGCCAAUGGACAGAGUGAACUAAUCGGAUUCAGCUACCACACACCCCAGCAUGCAUCAAGUAAUGUGUUUGCUGAGGACUACACGACAGACAGAGAUUUCACGAGUCCCGGAGAGAUGUAUGAUGAAGAUAAACAGGAUGAAGUGGACUUCUACAAACCGAAAAAGACCUCAAAACUUCAAAAGUCGCCCAAAAAAGUCCCCAAAAAACUGAAACAUAAGAACAAAGCCACACAUGCAGAGAGUGAAGAUCCACCAGGAGCUAGCGACUACCUAUCAGAGGCUGCAAGGGCAGAGUGGCGGGCUGCUCAGAUGGAUGAGCAGGCUUUGGUAGAUAAUGAGAAUGAAGAUGAGGAUGGGGACACUGAUAGUUUGAUGGAGUGGUGGAACACAGUGGAGCAAUGGGACGAGGUGGCAUCAGACGAUGAGGAGAUAGUCAUGAAAGAUGACUCAAAGUCGUUCACCAUAUUGGCUGACAAGGUUCAUGGAGGCCUGCGUGUAUUCAACAAGGUCUUCACAGAGCGAGCCGAGGUCCUUUGGCAGGACAUCAUCAAGCUCCACGCCAUUGCUGACAACAUCAACGAGUUCCACCAGAAAGCCAAGAUUGCUGGCAUCACUGGUGGCACCACCACAGCUGUGGGCGGUGUGACAGCUAUUGCUGGUUUAGCUCUGGCACCCUUCACUUUUGGCGUCUCUCUGAUAAUUACAGCUGUAGGUGUGGGUGUGGCGACAGCUGGAGGAAUAACUUCGGCCUCUGCAGCCAUCUCGGACAAUGUUAACAACAUGCAGGACCAGAAGAAGGUUGAGAUAGUGCUGCAAGAGUAUGAGACUCAUCUGCUGGACAUCAACAAAAUCCUCCACUUUGUCAAUGAGGGCUUGUACAAACUGCGAGGCCAUCCGUUUCUCAGGUCUGGCACCCAGCAUUACUCAGAGGACUGGGAGAUCCGCAGGGCUGUCCAAAUAAUAAGCUUGGUCGACUCCCCCGUGAUGCGAGCGACGGAAAUAACUGACGGAGCGGUGGCCUCAGUGCAAGGACUCUUUGAAGUUGUAAUCGAGGACACCCUCUCCCCUCACAUGCCACGUGAGGAGUAA
Molecule: messenger RNA, 3099 nt
Organism: Neolamprologus brichardi
Lineage: Eukaryota; Metazoa; Chordata; Actinopteri; Cichliformes; Cichlidae
Source: RefSeq, a predicted model, not a curated record